AUGGUCCGCAUCAAAGAGAGAUAUCUCCUUGUCAACAUCGUUUAUCCGCCUGAUCCUGCAAAGGCUGCAAAAUCAAAUUUGCCAGACUUUGUCCUUAAUCAUCAACCAACCAUCGAAAAGCUCACGCCUGGCGCUCUUAUCAAGGGCAUUAGAGCCGAGGUCGCGUCACUCUAUGGUGAUUAUGGGUCUGGGGCCUUGAUGACCUGCUCAGUGAAAUAUCUAUCUUUGGCAACCUCAACUUUUAUCCUCAGAUGUUCCAGGGCACACUAUCAAAUGCUGUGGUCCACUCUGACCUUCAUGGACCACGUUCCUGUCAAAGAUGGCAGACCAUGCAUAUUUCGCGUUGUGCGCGUCAGUGGAACAAUCCGUAAAGCUGAGGAGGAAGCUAUUCGCCAAGCAAAGAGGCUCAUCCUCGCUGCAAAGGAGGACACGGAUUCCAAACUCUCACUUAACAGUUCACUGCGCAACCAGGAAGAAAUGGUCCUCGACAUAAACGAUGUGUCAAGUGACGAAGACAUGGACGACACAGAUGGAUGA
Messenger RNA from Fusarium sp. VM40, 537 nucleotides. NCBI's taxonomy places the organism in Eukaryota, Fungi, Ascomycota, Sordariomycetes, Hypocreales, Nectriaceae. The record is from the annotation of a GenBank genome assembly.